AUGACUGCUCCUCUGACCAAGGUCGACUCGGCCAUCGCAGGUCUGUCCAUAUCGGACGAGAAACCCCCAGCCUCCACCGAGAAGGAAGUCAAGAGGACGCACAAGCGUACCUCGUCUAAGAGUGAAGAAGUCUGGAACAUCAAGGACCUUGAGGAACAAAAGAUCGAGCUGGUGCUGCCCAUCGAAACGCAGAAAACCGGAUGGAAACUCAACACCUCCCCAUCCACGAUUGAGGACAGGGACAUUCUCAAGCUUCAUCUCAUCAAGCCUCCGGUCAAGAAGAUUGACCUGCACUUCCCCCUUGGGCCUGGAGAUGCCAUCUACAAGCAGUUCAAGAAGAAGGCGGACGAUGAGCUGGACAAGCCCUACCUCGCUGGUUUCGAGUGGGACAAGGAAGAGUGCUGGACGCGCUUGAUCGUGCACCAGAAAAAAAAAAACACGGCCCAACAGCCCAGCAAGAAGUCCAAAAAGAAGAACAAGGAAGAGGCUUAA
Molecule: messenger RNA, 492 nt
Organism: Penicillium alfredii
Lineage: Eukaryota; Fungi; Ascomycota; Eurotiomycetes; Eurotiales; Aspergillaceae
Exons: 5
Coding region: 1-492 (163 amino acids)
Source: RefSeq, a predicted model, not a curated record